Molecule: messenger RNA, 1847 nt
Organism: Rhipicephalus microplus (southern cattle tick)
Lineage: Eukaryota; Metazoa; Arthropoda; Arachnida; Ixodida; Ixodidae
Product: haloacid dehalogenase-like hydrolase domain-containing 5
Biological process (GO): glycerophospholipid biosynthetic process
Cellular component (GO): mitochondrion
Source: RefSeq, a predicted model, not a curated record
ACCUCUCCUUUGGAUCGGUGCGAGAACUCCUCAGUCGCCAUGGCAGGUAGUGCAAGCCGAUUUGUGUAACCUAGUAACAGCACUACGGAGUCCAGGAGCGCUAGUCUGAUGCUUCGUCAAGGACACAAAGUGACCCUGGAAUCUCACAGGAAAAGCCUAUGAAACCUUAUGCACUAGUGCUUCCAAGAAAUAGACAGGCACUAUGGCUCACUUUGGUCUGCUCCUCGACAUUGACGGGGUCAUCGUCCGAGGCCGGAAAGUGAUCUCGCACGCCGUCAAGGCAUUCCAGAAACUGGUGGACACCAAAGGCAGAUUCCGAGUGCCAACCAUAUUCGUUACAAAUGCCGGCAACUCUCGGCGACAAGACAAAGCCGAUCAACUUUCAAAAUGGCUUGGAGUCCAUAUCACAGAACAGCAGGUGGUGAUGUCUCACAGUCCGCUGCGCAUGUUUCAGCAGUUUCACGACAAGCACUGCUUGAUCUCUGGACAAGGUCCCAUUGUGGACAUUGCACAUGGGCUAGGUUUUACAAAGGUCUCUACGAUCGAUCAUUUGCGAUCUCAUUUUCCACUCUUGGACGCUGUUGACCACAAACGAAGACAAACCGAGCCUUCACCCUAUGAACGAUACUUUCCAAGGGUUGAAGCCGUGGUGUUGUUUGGUGAGCCAGUGAGGUGGGAGACAAGCCUGCAGCUGAUAAUAGAUGUGCUCAUGACAAACGGCCUUCCAUGCCAGGCUGCUCCUUCCAUUCCUUACCCCCACCUGCCCGUCUUGGCUUGCAACAUGGACCUGCAAUGGAUGGCUGAGGCAUGUCUUCCAAGGUUUGGUCAUGGUGCCUUUCUAGUCUGUUUGGAGAAUUUGUACAAGAAGGUAACUGGUAGGGACAUGAUCUACACAGCACUCAUUGGAAAGCCUAGCGAGAUAACAUACCUGCACGCCGAGUCCUGUGUUCAGGAAGAAGCCCAUAGACUUGGCAUUACUCACCCAGUGCGACGCCUGUUUGCCAUUGGCGACAACAUAAACACCGACAUUUAUGGUGCCAACUUGUACAACCGCUACCUGGAGCGCCGGCGAAAAGAUGACUUUCCAAAGGCUAUUCUGGCAGCUGGAUCCAAUUCGGCUCAUCCAGGCUCGAACUCCACCAUGUCCAAGGACUCCCAGUCCACUGUUGGGAUGAUGAGCAACUGUGGAGCCGUGAGCUGCACAUCUGUACUGGUGCACACAGGCGUGUACAACGAGGACUUGCACGACGACACAUGCGAGCACACGCCACGCGACUUCUUGCCGGUAGAAGUUGGCCUCAAGGAGCCUGUCUACCAGGUCGACAACAUCUACUCUGCCAUAGAGCUAAUCUUUGAACAGGAGGGCUUUUCUUGAUGACCGUAUGGAAACCUAUGACUUGUAAUGUGGAUUUCCCUGUGCACGCCUUCACUAUUUCUUGAGGAUCUUUUUUUUUCUGGGCCGUUUCUUUUUUUUUUUCUAGCUGUCAGUAGUGUCUUCAUUGACUUCCUGUUUUGCUUUGUAUAGACGUUUUAACACCUGAACUAUAUUUGCCCUUUAGCCACCCAUAUUGGUGCUGCAAUAUAAGUACCACAAAAAAAAAAGAUAUCUAAUUUAGUUGUGCAUAUUAUUUUACUGAUGCACCCUUUUAGGACACAUAGUAGAUGUUUGAGAGUAUGUGUGCAAAUGUUUAUUCAGAUCUUAAGCAUAAUGAAGACACAUAUUUUUUCCUUCUUUUCAAAGUUUUGCUACUUUUCCAUUGGUAGCGUCCCCCUUGCUUGCUUUAUGGAAGCUUUUUUAAAUGUAUGCUCUAUUUUACACUACAAUGCGACAUUAGGGACGCUUUUUA